AUGUGUGAACCAAGAGAUUUGGCUUAUUGGCACGAAGUGUUUGUUCUACUCACCUAUAGUAAAAGUAGAGCAAUGGCUUAUAGAAAUGCUGCAGUCAAAGAGAAAGCUGUCAUUCGAAAUUACGACGGUAUGAAUAUUGGUUUUACAGAAGAAAUACGAUACAUAGACGGCAGUUGGGAUGAAAGAACUUGUUUAGGUGUAAUGAAAUUUAAUGAUCCAGAGGGUGCAAGACAUUGGCUACAAAGCGAUCAUCCAUUUCGACAACCUGAUUUCUUGAUCAAGUUGACAUUUUAA
Messenger RNA from Trichobilharzia regenti, 294 nucleotides. The record is from the annotation of a GenBank genome assembly. Lineage: Eukaryota; Metazoa; Platyhelminthes; Trematoda; Strigeidida; Schistosomatidae.